AUGUCCAAGGUCUAUCUGAAUUCAGACAUGAUUAACCAUUUGAACUCCACAGUUCAGGCUUAUUUUAACUUAUGGUUGAAGAAGCAAAACGCAAUAAUUCGUUCUCAACCGCAAAUUAUUCAAGAUAAUCAAAAACUCAUAGGCAUUACAACCCUAGUUGCCUCAAUUUUCACUCUAUAUGUCUUGGUUAAGAUAAUCUCGACCCCAACAAAAUGCUCGUCAUCCUAUAAGCCAGUCAGCUUCUCUCUCUCAGCACCAGAGGCCGCUCAAAAUAACUGGAAGGGGAAAAGAUCUGUCUCCACUAACAUAUGGAAUCCUGAAGAACCAAACUCUAUUCAAUGUCAUUGUCCCGCCACAGGUCAAUAUCUAGGUUCAUUUCCAUCAAAGACGGAAGCUGACAUAGAUGAAAUGGUCUCUAAGGCAGGCAAAGCUCAAUCUACCUGGGGCAAUUCUGAUUUCUCAAGAAGAUUGAGAGUUCUGGCCUCUUUGCACGAUUACAUCCUAAAUAAUCAAGAUCUUAUCGCAAGAGUAGCGUGCAGAGAUUCAGGAAAGACGAUGCUAGAUGCGUCAAUGGGUGAAAUCUUAGUUACUUUGGAAAAAAUUCAAUGGACUAUAAAACACGGUCAAAGAGCAUUGCUACCUUCGAGACGUCCGGGCCCAACUAACUUUUUCAUGAAGUGGUAUAAGGGUGCAGAAAUCCGUUAUGAGCCACUGGGUGUAAUCAGCUCAAUCGUUUCCUGGAACUAUCCAUUCCAUAACCUAUUAGGUCCGAUUAUCGCAGCAUUGUUCACAGGGAAUGCCAUUGUAGUAAAAUGUUCGGAACAAGUUGUCUGGUCUUCGGAGUUUUUUGUCGAGCUGAUCCGCAAAUGUUUGGAUGCUUGUGACGAAGAUCCGGAUUUGGUUCAAUUAUGCUAUUGUUUACCUCCAACGGAAAAGGACGAUUCCGCGAACUAUUUCACCUCUCAUCCUGGUUUCAAACAUAUCACUUUUAUAGGUAGUCAACCCGUGGCGCACUAUAUCCUAAAAUGUGCUGCCAAAUCGUUAACUCCCGUAGUUGUAGAGCUUGGUGGUAAGGACGCCUUUAUUGUCCUGGAUUCAGCUAAGAAUUUAGAAGCUUUAUCCUCCAUCAUCAUGAGGGGUACUUUCCAGUCAUCUGGUCAGAAUUGUAUUGGUAUUGAGAGGGUUAUUGUCAGUAAAGAAAAUUAUGAUGAUUUAGUCAAAAUCUUGAAUGACCGUAUGACAGCAAAUCCACUACGCCAAGGGUCCGAUAUUGACCAUUUGGAAAAUGUUGAUAUGGGAGCAAUGAUAUCUGACAACAGAUUCGAUGAGUUAGAAGCUUUGGUUAAAGAUGCCGUUGCAAAGGGAGCUCGCUUACUUCAUGGUGGUUCUCGCUUCAAACAUCCAAAAUAUCCACAAGGUCAUUAUUUCCAACCAACUCUUUUAGUAGAUGUCACUCCGGAAAUGAAAAUUGCACAAAACGAAGUGUUUGGUCCAAUUUUAGUUAUGAUGAAAGCUAGGAAUACUGACCAUUGUGUUCAACUAGCCAACUCUGCACCAUUUGGUCUAGGUGGCUCUGUGUUUGGUUCGGAUAUCAAAGAAUGCAAUUAUGUCGCAAAUAAGCUACAGACUGGUAAUGUAGCAAUUAACGACUUUGCUACAUUUUAUGUUUGCCAACUACCAUUUGGUGGUAUUAAUGGAUCAGGUUACGGUAAAUUUGGUGGUGAAGAAGGUCUUUUGGGUCUGUGCAACGCCAAAAGUGUCUGCUUUGACACUUUGCCAUUUGUCUCUACUCAAAUUCCAAAACCAUUGGACUACCCUAUUCGUAACAAUGCUAGGGCUUGGAAUUUUGUGAAGAGCUUCAUCGUAGGUGCUUAUACAAAUUCCACCUGGCAAAGAAUAAAGUCACUGUUCUCUUUAGCUAAAGAGGCCAGCUAA
Molecule: messenger RNA, 1935 nt
Organism: Saccharomyces paradoxus
Lineage: Eukaryota; Fungi; Ascomycota; Saccharomycetes; Saccharomycetales; Saccharomycetaceae
Gene: MSC7
Product: meiotic recombination directing protein
Exons: 1
Coding region: 1-1935 (644 amino acids)
Molecular function (GO): aldehyde dehydrogenase (NAD+) activity
Source: RefSeq, a predicted model, not a curated record